This is a messenger RNA of Didymodactylos carnosus, 909 nucleotides long. NCBI's taxonomy places the organism in Eukaryota, Metazoa, Rotifera, Eurotatoria, Philodinida, Philodinidae. The record is from the annotation of a GenBank genome assembly.
GGAUAUCAAAAUAGACAUUUAUACACCAUUCGAUAGAGAAUUUCAAGAGCUAUAUUUUGCACUAUUUAUAUUUGAAAAACGAGAAAUUUCGAUUUUUCGCCAAAUUUCCGCUUGGAUGCCCACUGUGGGCCGGUCCGGUGUAAAAGUUUAGACCGGUCGGUCUCCACUGGUCUUUCGCCGGUCUAGAAAUAUUUUCAAACCGGCCGGUGAUCGACCGGUUUUAAAUUCUUAGCAUUUUUGUCUUCUUCGUUGAAGAAAACUGACCUGUUCUUCAGACACUAAAUUUAAGACAAAUGACUUAACAUGCAAUAACCUAUAAUUAAAAUAAGAGCAUACCAGACUAUUUUCUUCUUCUUUUGUUUCUUAGUCAUUCUUUGAUAGUGAUACGGAAAAGGAUUAAUCCCUAUCUAGCUAUAGGUAUUAGCGUCAUGUUUUCCGUAUCACUAUUAAAGACUAAGACUGAAAACUCCUUCGUUAUCUCUCUCUUCAGCUUCCACAACAGUAGCAACAACAACAUUCACACCUCCACUGGAGAAAAUAAAGAAAGAUGAUCCAUUUGCCAGUAUGCGAACGAAUCGAUCUGGUGAUUCUUCCACACAACCACAAGUUUCAUUUCAAGACGAAAUAAAAAAACAAAUACAACUCUAUGAAAAUUCAGCAACUUACAGCUCAUCACAAGACAAUAACCCUUUAGUUUUCUGGAGAGAACAACAACAAAUUCUUCCUAUCUUAGCUAAAAUUGCAAAAUCUAUUUAUGUUAUUCAAGCAUCGUCCGCUGAAUCUGAAAGACAUUUUUCAACAAGUGCACAAAUUGCCACUAAACAACGAUCACAAUUAGAUCCUGAAUGUGUUGAAUCGUUAGUAGUUCUGAAAGAAGCAUAUUUAAAUAAUAACUGGCUAAAAAAAUAA